AUGCUUUCCCAACAAUUCUGCAUACUGUUCAUCUUGAUCUCUUUGUUCAAAAUACAUCUCUGCGCUGACUGUGAAGACGGUUGUCUACUGAAGCCAGACACAGGUCGUUGUCGUGCUGCUAUUCCAUCGUAUUACUACGAUCCAAGCUCAAACACGUGUAAAGUAUUCACCUAUGGGGGAUGUGGUGGUAAUGGAAAUCGAUUCCCUUCAAAAGAAGCUUGUGAAAAGGCGUGUAACUGUGGAAAACCUAAUAAUAAGCAAUAAAUAACACCAGCUUUUUCGGGUCUUAUAUACGAUGAAGGUGACAGUAGUGACUGAUAUGGAUUUUCAAAUUAUGCCUUCAAACAAAAUACCUGUGAUUAUUAGUUUAAUAUUUGUCACCACUAACUUAAAAAGCUAAUGCAUAGGGUAUUUUAUAAUUUAUAUAUCUCUUCUUAUCGUUUUGUGCUACGUAAUGCUUAUC
Molecule: messenger RNA, 463 nt
Organism: Trichobilharzia regenti
Lineage: Eukaryota; Metazoa; Platyhelminthes; Trematoda; Strigeidida; Schistosomatidae
Source: the annotation of a GenBank genome assembly